This is a messenger RNA of Scophthalmus maximus (turbot), 2132 nucleotides long. RefSeq lists its product as uncharacterized. The record is from RefSeq and is a predicted model, not a curated record. The coding region runs from base 205 to 867 and encodes 220 amino acids. The transcript has 6 exons. Lineage: Eukaryota; Metazoa; Chordata; Actinopteri; Pleuronectiformes; Scophthalmidae.
GUCAAGCAGCCCUCGGUCUGAACUGGGAGGAGCUGUGAAACGCUACUGUGGCCUUUUCAUUUUUGUGCCGAUGGCUACGUUUUGACAAAUAUUUCGACCUCGACGAGGUAAUGACUGUUGUCUAGAGAGAGCGGGAUGCGGCAUACGCAAGUGCACCGCUGGGAACCUAUGUUGGACUGAUUUGGGGACAGAUUAGUGGUGACAAUGGAAUAUUGGAAGAAUCACGUGCGCUCUCGACUGCAUCAGAGGGACCAAGCUGAGAAACUCCCCUAUGUUGGUGUUUUUACGAGCUUGUCUCAGCUGGAAGAACGUUUUGAAAUUCGCACACAAAUCCUGGAUGAUGUUCAGUUGAAGAGUUCAGAGCGAGGUGGAGUUGAAUCUGGGCAAAACACCAGGGUCCUUCUACUGCAGCUGAGAGAGACUGAACACCUGGCAGAAAAGCUUUCUCAGACUGUCUCUGACCUAUCCGCCGUCCUGUAUCUGAAAGAGGCUGAGCUGCAGUUCUGGCAGUCACGUGUGGUCCAGUACCGUCAAGAGGCACUUACCCUGGCUAAAGGGAGAAACACUGUGAAGUGGACCCUUUUAGAUGUUGAGUUCACCUUAGAGUGUCAAACCAAAGAGUUGGCCGCCCUGCGAGCGGAGCAGGAAAGACUAAAGGAAACACUGGCACAAGCUCUGCGAGAGAAAGAGGAACUCCUGCAACGAUGGAUGGAGGAGAAGAGGGAGGAGGCAGAGAGGUUGAAUAAAUACAACGACGCACAGGAAAGGUGGCAACGCUUGGCCAAAAAGCUGAAGAAGCACCUCCAUAAAGAAAUGGAAAAAACCUCACUUGUAGAGGAAAAAAAGGAUUGUCCGUUCAGUAUGUGAUGCAGGAACUUUGAUCAAUGAGUAACUGUGAGUGAGGACACUAGUUUGUUAUCAGUGUCAAUAUUUUUAAUUUGCCUAAAAUGUGAUUUAAACUUCUAUCAUAACCUCUAAAUAUAUUGUUAAAUUUAGACUUUGUAGAGUGCCUCAUUAUUAUUAAGGAUUGGAGACAAAAAGACUUGAACAGGAGAUUGUCCUAAACUAAAUCCCUGUGAUAUUCUGGUUUGAUCCAUAGACUAUAUGGUUUGAUCAUAGUUGUGCAGUGUCACACACACACACACACACACACACACACACACACACACACACAAUGCACAAUACCAUGUGAAAAUAUCAGCUUUAAAAGAAAGAGCUCAGACCUUACAGUUUCACCCUGACUUGCCCUCAAAAUCACAGUAGUUUGUCUACUUUUAUGACCUUGUACAUAAAAAAUGGCACUGUUAUAGCCUGAGCCAUAACAUCCAAGUCUGAAAUACUGUGUAUGUACAGUAAAUGCAUACACCAUACAUGGUUAAUGUUGGGGUUCGAUAAUAUUUUUUAUUCUCAAGUAAUGUCAGUUAACUUAUUUCAUGUGGACUUUGUCCUGAUCGGCACGUCUCAUAUAGAAUUUUUAAAACCCUUCGAAUGAAACGAGUGAAACAUUUUUCAGUCAAGGCUUGGGAUUCAUGACCAUGUGCUUACGCUAACAUUUAACUGCGUUUAUUUGCUCAGAAAAUGAUGUGAAUCGUUUUUUUCUCCAUAUGGGAUCUUUAUAGUUUACCUUUUAACAUGUUUUAAAAUGGCAUCUCUCAUUAAUAAUGAAACCAAAACAAAAAAAUGAUAAGUUUAAUGUAAGUUAAUGCAAUUGUUUAAUAUACUCUUAAGUUGAACAUGUCAUGUAUCAUGUAAAAUUCAGUUUCUACAUCGCUGUGGCAAUUUGAUCUCUGUUUCCAGGUUUGUUUUGUAGCAUGUUUCCAUAGUGACCAGCAGCAGCGGUUGUUGAAUAAUUUCACUGAGGAAGCAACAUGCCUACAGGGAGACUGCUAACCCAUCCACUCGAGAGUAUGUAUCCAUACUGAAGCAGUGUGAUCCUCCUGCCGUCUUCUGAAUUAAAUACAGUUUAUGAGUUGGUCUUCCAUUAUUUUUUUAUUUGUAGCUGAUGGAAUGUUGGAAUGUUAGUCUCCAAAAUGUAUUGACAAGUGCAUAUUGCAGUUUAUUCUCCUGGUCCUCCAUUGCUGGCGUUUCUCUUAACUAUUUAACAUUAGCAGGCUACACAACAUAUGUCACUA